Molecule: messenger RNA, 2752 nt
Organism: Salvelinus namaycush (lake trout)
Lineage: Eukaryota; Metazoa; Chordata; Actinopteri; Salmoniformes; Salmonidae
Product: guanine nucleotide-binding protein G(z) subunit alpha
Exons: 3
Coding region: 973-2040 (355 amino acids)
Biological process (GO): adenylate cyclase-modulating G protein-coupled receptor signaling pathway
Cellular component (GO): heterotrimeric G-protein complex
Molecular function (GO): G-protein beta/gamma-subunit complex binding; GTP binding; GTPase activity
Source: RefSeq, a predicted model, not a curated record
CACGCACACAUGCCCUCCUCCCCCACCGCUGCAGUGUCUCAACUGCCUUGGAGCCAACCAGAGAGGAAAUAGAACAGACAAUAAUAAGAGAGACGAGAAAGAGGGGGAGAGAGAGAGAGAGUAUGCGUGGAAGAGAGAGUGUGUUAUAGGAGAAUGUUUGACUAAGAGUGGAUUGCACACUGCUUAUCUCUCCCAUGCGAGUGUUUGUCUGCAGUAUACCUGGUGAACGGACCCUGGACGGUGAAACGGAACGGGGGCUUUCAGUUGCCUGAGACGAGGAAACAGAGCAGAAUAUAACCCAGAGAGAAGGAGGCAGACAACGCGGGAAGGACUGACGUGGAUGGCUGCAGUCACAAAGAUAGGGAAUGGCGACGUGAGAGCCAUGAGGGAGGAGAGCGAGGGGAAUUUGCUACACCUACACAUCAUCCCUGAACACUGUCUCUACUAACACCUCCCUCCCCCAUCCUGCUCCGCAAGCUUCCUAAGGGGGGUAACCCCUGAUAUGACCCCCAGCCCCCGUGGCAUCAGGUAGUCCAGCCCCAGCUCCAGGCUCUGUGUGGGCCUCCCAAUAUGUCCUGGUAGAGCUCUACGGCAACGCUAGUCGCAAAGCCUGGGAUAAACCCACAGAAGACCAACGGACAGACCCUAGACCACGAGGAUAAUUAAAUAUUCCUGAGUCAUUCCUGCUCUGUGGUUCUCAUUUCUCUCUGUGUGCUCUGAGUGGCAGGUUUGAAGGAAAGUGUCUCUCUCUCUCUCUUCCCAUCAAACCCCUGCAGCAUUAAGGAUUCAAACAUAAUCCUAUCCCUGCUCUGACAUACAUUCCUUUUUUCUUUUGCCUAGUCUCUCAUCUCUGCUCUUUUUGAUAUUUUGGAUUAUUUCGGUUUGAUCCCAGACACGCCAUUUUUGCCACCCGGCACGUUCUCUUCUGCGAUCACCACGUUUUCCUCAGUGUUCACCGCGUGGCAGACGACCAUGGGUUGCCGGCAGAGUUCAGAGGAGAAGGAGGCGGCCCGGCGCUCCCGGCGGAUUGACCGUCACCUACGCUCAGAGAGCCAGAGGCAGCGGCGUGAGAUCAAGCUCCUUCUGCUGGGCACCAGCAACUCUGGCAAGAGCACCAUCGUCAAGCAGAUGAAGAUCAUCCACAGCGGAGGCUUCAAUCUGGACGCCUGCAAAGAGUACAAGCCCCUCAUCCUCUACAACGCUAUUGACUCGCUCACACGCAUCAUCCGCGCCCUCGCCACGCUCAAGAUCGACUUCCACAACCCUGACCGCGCCUACGACGCCGUGCAGCUCUUCGCCCUGACUGGGCCGGCCGAGAGCAAAGGGGAGAUCACAGCGGAGCUGCACGGGGUAAUGAAGCGCCUGUGGGAUGACUCAGGGGUGCAGGAGUGCUUCUGCCGCUCCAACGAGUACCACCUGGAGGAUAACACUGCUUACUACCUGAACGACCUGGACCGCAUCUCCUCCAACGAGUUCAUCCCCACCGUGGAGGACAUCCUGCGCUCCCGCGACAUGACCACGGGCAUCGUGGAAAACAAGUUCACCUUCAAGGAGCUCACCUUCAAGAUGGUAGACGUGGGGGGGCAGCGCUCAGAGAGGAAGAAGUGGAUCCACUGCUUCGAGGGCGUGACCGCCAUCAUUUUCUGUGUGGAGCUAAGCGGCUAUGACCUCAAGCUCUAUGAAGACAACCAGACGAGUCGUAUGGCAGAGAGCCUGCGUCUGUUUGACUCCAUCUGCAACAACAACUGGUUCACCAACACCUCACUCAUCCUCUUCCUCAACAAGAAGGACCUGUUGGCCGAGAAGAUCAAGCGCAUCCCUCUGACUGUGUGCUUCGCCGACUACAGAGGUCAGAACACCUACGAGGAAGCAGCGGUCUACGUGCAGCGCCAGUUUGAGGACCUCAACCGCAACAAGGAGACCAAGGAGAUCUACUCGCACUUCACCUGUGCCACAGACACCAGCAACAUCCAGUUUGUGUUCGAUGCAGUCACAGAUGUGAUCAUCCAGAACAAUCUCAAGUACAUUGGGCUGUGCUAGGACUGGGGAUAGGGUGGGGGGAGAGCGGGCUGCUUGGCAGCAGUAGGCCCGCUCGCUACCAGGCACGGUACACACAAGGUCUGCCUGUCUGUCCGUCUCUUUGAGGAAGUGGAAGAAAGAAAAAGCCUGCAAGGGGGUUGGGAUUGUCAGGGACAGGCUAUAGGUUCAACCGACCUGCUUGAAAUGUUAGAGUGGAGGGUCAAAGGUCAAGAUGGGAUUCACCCAAGGUCAGCAUAAAUGUGUUUGCACUGAAUAUAUAAGUAUGUAGAGACACACAAACACACAUGUACACACACAUCCUUAUUUUUGCUCACACACAAGGACUUGGGAUCAACUGUCAAGCAUUUGUUUGACAUGGAAACACUGGAAACUGAAGACCGUGUCCCCUACCCUCUGCCUGCCAAACUUGGGAUUGAGCAGUCCGAGUUCUUUACUGUCAGUUUCAAAGUUACAUUUGUCUUUUUAGGUUGUUUGAUUUACCUGAGUCAAUGAAUGCUGCUUUGCGAGAAGAAUUUUGAAAAUCAAUAAUUUCCUUUGGAUUUUUCCCCCUUAAAAGGUGGGUUCACCUGGCAAGGUAUAGGGAGAUGAUGAGUCACAGAUGUCCUGGGAAAAUCGUACGAGGACAUGACUUACUGUAUGUCACAGGGUUUCCGUCCAUGGGAGAAAACGUCCACAAAACGUCUAAAGCUGAAGUAAAGGGUAUUUAUCUACA